Molecule: messenger RNA, 1263 nt
Organism: Aspergillus tanneri
Lineage: Eukaryota; Fungi; Ascomycota; Eurotiomycetes; Eurotiales; Aspergillaceae
Product: M20 family metallopeptidase
Exons: 1
Coding region: 1-1263 (420 amino acids)
Molecular function (GO): hydrolase activity
Source: RefSeq, a predicted model, not a curated record
AUGGCACAAAAAAGUGUAUCAGACAUACUGAGAAGUGCUUCUUUAGACUUGACCCCUUACGAGGAUCUUUACAAGCAUUUUCACGCCCAUCCCGAACUUUCGCAACAAGAGGAAUCUACAUCUCGAAAGGUUGCAGCCCAUCUGUCCCAGUUAAAGGCUUAUGAAGUCCACACAAAUAUCGGUGGAUAUGGGGUCGCAGGAGUUCUUAGAAAUGGUGUUGGGAGAACCAUUCUUCUGCGGGCUGACAUGGACGCACUUCCAGUCAAGGAACUCACCGGGCUCCCAUACGCGAGCUUGGUCACAAUGCGCGACGCCGACGGCAUUGAAAAACCAGUGAUGCAUGCUUGUGGACAUGACAUGCACAUAACUUGUCUACUCGCAGCGGCUGCAACGCUUGCGAACAUUCAGUACGCAUGGAGCGGAACUGUAAUCGUGCUGUUUCAGCCGAACGAAGAACGGGGCGGAGGCGCGCAGGCUAUGGUUGACGAUGGACUUUAUUCGAAGGUUCCUCUUCCGGAUUUUAUAUUUGGCCAACACGUAAUGCGAAUGCGUGCAGGAAGGGUUGGCUCACGUCCAGGUACAAUCAUGGCUGCUGCCGACAGUCUUAAAAUUACCGUCUAUGGGCGCGGUGGCCAUGGAUCACUGCCACAUCAGACAGUAGAUCCUGUGCUUCUCGCUGCACAUAUUGUUAUUAGACUGCAGGGCAUCGUGAGCAGAGAGAUAGACCCAAGUGAUCUCGCUGUCGUAACCGUCGGAAGUUUGCAAGCUGGGCAGACAGAGAAUAUCAUUGCAGACAGGGCUGAAAUUGGACUUGAUUUCAGGACUGUCAAGCUCGAAACUCGGCAGAAAAUCAUAUCUGCUAUCCAGCGCAUCGUCGAGGCCGAGUGCAUGGCUAGUGGCUCGCCCAAACCACCAUUGUUCACUCCCACACGCCGGUUUCCGCCCACCUCAAAUGACAAACAUAUAGCGUCUCAACUAGCCGAAUCAUUCGAAAAACAUUUCGAGGACUUUGACGGGGAUACUCCGAGAACCAAUGUUAGCGAAGAUUUUUCUACGCUGGGUACUUCCAAAGGCAUUCCAUGCUGCUUUUGGUUCAUUGGGGGUAUUGACGCAGAACUUUGGGAUAAGGUCCAGAGAGAAGAUAAUCCCACAGAAGAAAUACCCGGAAACCACUCGGCCCUUUUUGCGCCCGUUAUACAACCAACGAUGAAAGUUGGAGUGGAUGCUCUUUGCAUUGCAGCUUUGACUUUUUUGAGGAAAUAG